UCUCACUUGUUGUGUGCUAGUUGUGCAGUGACAACCGUUUGAUGAACUACGUUUUGCGCUACAUGCACAGUUGGAAGCAUUAAUUCCAAUGCUGAAUAAAUAUUACAAUUAAAUAUCAGAAAGUUAUAUAACAAUUCUUUUCUUAUAUCGUCUAAAGUGAAGAUAAUUUAACGACGGCCAUAGCAAAAACUAAAAAAAACCAAAUUAAAUUGAAUGUUCUUUUUACGUGUCCAGUGUGAGCUCAAAAAAACAAUUCAGUGAACAUUUAUCGUGAACAUACACUGUUGUUGUUUGUACUGAUUAGAUUUGAAAAAAAAAAAUAAUUUGAAGCAGCAAAGAGAAACAAAUAUGAGUCCUCCAGCAAUUGUCAGCAAAGAUAUUCCAGAUAUUGAGAAUCUACUUUCACUGAAUCCGCGUGUUCAAACCAAAGGAUCGCUUGUUCCAAGUGCCGUUACGAAAAAAGAGAAAAAACUUUGGAAACGUAAUUCUGAUCGUGGAUGUGGAUCAUGCUCGAGUCUGCAGAAUGAUUUUUCGGACAUCAAACAUACAACAUUAUCGGAGCGUGCUGCUUUGAAAGAAGCGGCUCGAUGUUUGAAAUGUGCUGAUGCUCCGUGUCAAAAAUCAUGUCCAACACAAUUGGAUGUAAAGAAUUUCAUUACCAGCAUUUCGGGUAAAAACUACUAUGGCGCUGCAAAGGCCAUUUUCUCCGAUAAUCCCCUUGGUUUGACAUGUGGUAUGGUUUGUCCCACGUCUGAUCUAUGUGUUGGUGGUUGUAAUUUGGCCGCAACGGAAGAGGGUGGCAUCAACAUUGGUGGAUUACAGCAAUUUGCCACCGAUUGCUUUAAACAAAUGGGUAUCCAUCAAACUGUUUCGCCCGACCAACCGCCGCUAAAGAAUGAUCAAAAGAAAAUUGUGCUACUUGGCGCCGGUCCGGCAUCUCUUUCGUGCGCCACAUUUUUGGGUCGUUUGGGUUACAAAAAUAUCAUCGUUUAUGAGAAAAGAGAGGCUUUGGGCGGUUUGAGUUCCUAUGAAAUUCCACAAUAUCGUUUGCCCAUGGACGUCGUCGACUUUGAAAUCAAUUUGGUUAAGGACCUUGGUGUUGAAUUUGAGACCGGACGCUCAUUGUCCACUUCGGACAUCACAUUGAAUGGUUUAAUUGAAAAUGGUACCGACGCUGUAUUUUUGGGCAUCGGACUACCACAACCGAUGCUCAAUUCCAUUUUCAAUGGACUUACAACCGAACACGGUUUUUACACUUCUAAAAACUUUCUACCAAAAGUUUCGGAAGGCAGCAAACCUGGAUUAUGUGCAUGUAAAACAAAUGAGUUACCACAAUUGCACGGCAAUGUAAUUGUCUUAGGUGCCGGAGAUACGGCAUUUGAUUGUGCAACAUCUGCGUUGCGAUGCGGUGCCCGAAAAGUGUUUGUUGUUUUCCGCCGUGGUACCACCAACAUUAGAGCCGUACCAGAAGAGGUUGAGUUAGCGAGAGAAGAGAAAUGUGAAUUCAUUCCAUUUAUGUCGCCAACCAAAGUUAAUGUUGUUAAUGGUCGAAUUGAAUCAAUUGAAUUUUGCCGCAAUGAACAAAAUGAAAAGGGUGAAUGGAUUGAAGAUUCUGAUCAAAUUACUAAACUCAAAGCAAAUUUCGUUAUUUCUGCAUUUGGCUCGGUUUUAAGUGAAAAAGAUGUUUUGGAUGCUUUGUCACCGAUUCAAUUGAAUGAGUGGAAUUUGCCAAAAGUUGAUUUGAAAACCUAUCAAACAUCGUUGCCGCAAGUAUUUUGUGGUGGUGAUUUGGCUGGAAUUGCAAAUACAACGGUGGAAUCAGUCAAUGAUGGAAAGACUGCCGCUUGGUAUAUGCACUGCUAUCUGCAGAAUUUACCAAUUGACACACCGGCGGAGCUUCCAUUAUUCCACAGUCCAAUCGAUGAUGUUGAUAUUUCGGUUGAAAUAUGCGGUUUGAAAUUUGAAAAUCCUUUCGGGCUUGCCUCAGCACCACCAACAACAGCAUCGGCUAUGAUUCGCCGUGCCUUUGAACAAGGUUGGGGUUUCGCUGUUACUAAAACUUUUGCUCUCGAUAAGGAUAUGGUUACAAACGUAUCACCACGUAUUAUUAGAGGAACUACGUCGGGUCAUGUGUAUGGGCCGCAACAAGGCGCUUUUUUGAAUAUUGAAUUGAUUUCGGAAAAAUGUUGCGAUUACUGGCUCACUAGCAUUUCUGAAUUGCGUCGUGAUUUUCCAACAAAAAUCAUUAUUGCCAGUAUCAUGUGCUCCUAUAACGAGGAUGAUUGGACUGAAUUGGCACAAAAGGCUGAAAAAGCUGGUGCUCAUGCGUUAGAGUUGAAUCUAUCAUGUCCCCAUGGUAUGGGGGAGAGUGGCAUGGGAUUAGCUUGUGGUCAAGAUCCCGAAUUAGUUUACAAUAUUUCACUGUGGGUUCGUGCUGCUGUAAAAAUUCCAUUCUUUGUUAAACUCACCCCAAAUAUCACCGACAUUGUUUCAAUAGCCAAAGCCGCUCAUCGAGGCAAAGCGGAUGGUGUUAGUGCAAUCAACACAGUAUCAGGUUUAAUGUCACUCAAUCCAGACGGCACACCCUGGCCAGGAGUUGGCAGCGAAAAACGUACGACAUACGGAGGUGUGAGUGGAAAUGCUACCAGACCGAUGGCUUUGAGAGCUAUUACCGCCAUUGGCAAUCAAUUGCCUGGUUUUCCAAUACUCGGCAUCGGAGGUAUAGAUUCAGCCGAUGUUGCACUGCAAUUCUUGCAGGCUGGAUCAUCUGUUCUUCAGAUUUGUUCAGCGGUUCAAAAUCAAGAUUUCACCGUCAUUCAAGACUAUAUAACCGGUUUGAAAGCAUUAUUGUAUUUGAAGUCAAAUCCACCGCCAAAUCAACCUCAAUUAUGGAGCGGACAAUCACCGCCGCUCUUCAAACAUCAAAAAGGAAAACCGGUCGUUCCGCUCAAAGGAGAAGAUGGAAAGCCGCUGGUCAAUUUCGGUUUGCAAAAGAAAGAACGCGAGGAGAAAGUCGCACAAAUGAUGAAAGAAAAAGGUGCAAUUUGGAAAUUGAAUGAAAAUGAUGAUGAUCUUCCUGCAAACGGAGUGGAAAGUACAAAUGGCACGAAAAACGGUAAUAACCCAGCACCAACACUGAAAGACAUUAUCGGAGCAUCUCUGAAAUAUGUUGGAGCUUAUAAGCAACUUGACAACAAAAAACAAGUUGUUGCUUUAAUAGAUGAUGAUUUAUGUAUCAAUUGCGGUAAAUGUUAUAUGGCAUGCGCUGAUUCAGGUUAUCAAGCAAUUGAAUUCGAUUCAAAAACCCAUCGCGCACAGGUCAACGAUGAUUGUACUGGUUGCACAUUGUGUUUAUCUGUUUGCCCAAUUAUCGAUUGCAUAAGUAUGGUGCCCAAGAGUAUACCACACGUUAUCAAACGUGGAAAGGUCGAUAAAGUUUUUGUUCAUGCUUUGCAUCCCAGCCAGUAGAAACUAUGUGCUUUCCAGCGGCUGAGAAUUAAAUUCUUUAAAUGUACCUUUUUCAGCAAUGUUUUUUCUAAGAAAUAUAAUAUUUCAAUUUAUUCUGCAUUUGAUUUUUGUAAA
This is a messenger RNA of Contarinia nasturtii (swede midge), 3582 nucleotides long. It is a transcript of the gene su(r), whose product is annotated as dihydropyrimidine dehydrogenase [NADP(+)]. Gene Ontology annotation, biological process: uracil catabolic process; thymine catabolic process. Gene Ontology annotation, molecular function: uracil binding; iron-sulfur cluster binding; dihydropyrimidine dehydrogenase (NADP+) activity. Gene Ontology annotation, cellular component: cytoplasm; cytosol. The record is from RefSeq and is a predicted model, not a curated record. The coding region runs from base 349 to 3468 and encodes 1039 amino acids. NCBI's taxonomy places the organism in Eukaryota, Metazoa, Arthropoda, Insecta, Diptera, Cecidomyiidae. The transcript is spliced from 16 exons.